This is a messenger RNA of Symbiodinium sp. CCMP2456, 1317 nucleotides long. Lineage: Eukaryota; Dinophyceae; Suessiales; Symbiodiniaceae. The record is from the annotation of a GenBank genome assembly.
AUGGCGCCGAAGCGGAAGCGUGCAUCGCGUGCGUCUGCUGCCGAUGAUGACACGAACCCUUGGGAUCUCCCUCCACCGCCUGGCCAGGGCAGACUGAAGCUAACGGCGAACGAGUUUGCUGUUGCCAGGGGUCCAUGUUCGGAGGAGGAGUCAGCACAUUCAGCACAUCUUCCUCCAACAUCUUUUGCCAAGGGUUCAGCCAAGAAGGCCACCAACCAAACAGGCGACAGCCAGGCAUCAGCAGCCGUGGCAACGCCAAAGAGGAAGGUGACACGUCGUGGUUUCUCGAGCUCCCGCAAGAAAUCCAAGAAGUGUGUAGCAAAAGCUAAGGCGAAGGCGAAGGCAAAGGCCAAAUUCAAGAAUAGAUCGUCCCCGAAGGCUGCGGCCAAGGCGAAGACAAGGCAUGCACAAAAGGCCAAGGCCAAGGCUAAGUCUACCCCGAAGGCCUCCAAGAAGCGAGCCAAGAGCAAAGCAGCCAAAGCUUCAGAAGCAAAGACGCAAGACAGCAACAGCGAAAGCAGCAGCGACAGCAGCGACAGCAGCGACAACAGCUCCAGCGGCUCCACCAACAAAAACAGCAAUCUCGCCGACAAGCCACCUGCAGCACCAGAGCCAGUUGAAGUCUUUAGCCCGGUAUCCUGUUUGGUUUACGACGACAGCGAGUGCCAGGAUGAGUGUAUGCCCAUGUCCGAGUCCAAGCUGCCUGAGUCUGCACUCGGCAAAGCCAACCAGGCCGUCUCUCUUCGAGACAUGUUUUCGCAUCACUUUCGAUCCGUUCUACGGGUUCAAGAGCAUUGGGGAGAUGAGGCUAUGACCAGGUUGCGUGACAACGUGGACUUCAUGCGAGUGACAAGCCUGUACAGUGGCUUGGGCGGUGCCGAGCUAUCGGCUUCACUGGCGCACAUCGCGACCGUAGAUCAUUGCAAACUUCAUGGUUUGGUGGUUCCGGGGGCUCCGAUACCUGUCAUGGCCUGUGAAGCGGUGCCACCACGCAGCAUUGUAGGCAACUUGCUGGAUUUUGUGAGCCAGGAGGCCGUGGCGGAGAUGCAAUCGUUGCUGGAGCAAGCAAAGACCAAGCCUGCUUUUGUGCAACACAAAGGGGCCUCCAAAGGGGAUGCCAAGGUUUCUGGGAGAGGCCGGCCUAAAGGAGGGUCAUCCCCUGAGUUCAAGGAGGCAGCUGCUCGUGAAGCUCGGUCACUCGUUCAAUCCAUGCUUGCAGCCAUAGACAAGCAUGGUGGCAUCCCAGAUGCUAUAUGGGACACAAAGCAUCGCAAGGUGGGCCAAUGGAUUCUCGCAGGGGUUCCCCUACGUAUGUGA